CUGCGCUGUCAGUGUUUGGUUUAUUUGGAGCUGGUGCUGUGCUGAGAUCACAGGUUUCUGAUGGCUCAGCCCCACUGGACUCGCCGGAGGGUGCCAUGAACUGAGCAUCCAGCUCCUUUUCGUUUGGUUUCCCUUGGUUCUUCAUUGCUCCCCCUCUCUCCCUCCCCCCUCCCCCCCCCCCAAACAUUUUUCAUGAGAACAUUUUAAAAGGGGGCUCCUCUCGCACUCCCCCGGGUGACGCUGUGCUGCUGUGGUGAGGGAUCUCCUGAGAAGAUGGGGAGGAAAAAGAUCCAGAUCCAGCGGAUCACCGAUGAGCGGAACCGGCAGGUGACCUUCACCAAGCGCAAGUUCGGCUUGAUGAAGAAAGCCUAUGAGCUGAGCGUGCUGUGCGACUGCGAGAUCGCCCUGAUCAUUUUCAACCACUCCAACAAGCUGUUCCAGUAUGCCAGCACCGACAUGGACAAGGUGCUGCUCAAAUACACCGAGUACAACGAGCCCCACGAGAGCCGAACCAAUGCGGACAUCAUUGAGGCGCUGAACAAGAAGCACAGGGAAUGCGAAAGCCCGGAAGGGGAUGAAGUGUUUGCACUGACCCCGCAGACGGAGGAGAAAUAUAAAAAGAUUGAUGAGGAGUUUGAUAAAAUGAUGCAGAGUUACCGGCUCGCAUCUGCAGUGCCCACGCCAAACUUUGCCAUGCCAGUGACGGUUCCUGUGACCAACCAGAACACGCUGCAGUUCAGCAGCCCGGGCAGCUCGUUGGUGACCCAAUCCCUGGUAACCUCAUCUCUGACUGACCCCCGGCUCCUCUCACCACAGCAACCAGCACUGCAGAGGAACACCGUGUCCCCAGGGUUGCCGCAGCGGCCAGCCAGCGCAGGGGCGAUGCUUGGGGGUGACCUGAACAACACCAACGGAGCUUGCCCGAGUCCUGUGGGCAAUGGCUACGUGAGUGCUCGUGCCUCCCCUGGUCUCCUUCCCGUCUCCAACGGCAGCACUUUGGGCAAGAUCAUCCCAGCCAAGUCCCCUCCACCGCCACCCCACAGCACGCAGCUCGCCACCAACAGCCGCAAGCCGGACCUGCGCGUCAUCACCUCGCAGAGCGGCAAAGGGCUGAUGCACCACCUGACGGAGGAUCACCUGGCUCUGCAGAACACACAGCGGUUAGGUGUCUCCCAGGCGACUCACUCUCUAACCACGCCGGUUGUUUCUGUGGCCACCCCGAGCCUGCUGACACAGGGGCUGCCGUUCUCUGCCAUGCCGACUGCGUACAACACAGAUUAUCAGCUGACAAGUGCUGAGUUAUCUUCACUGCCAGCAUUCAGCUCACCUGGUGGGUUGUCCCUUGGCAACAUCUCUGCCUGGCAGCAGCAACAACAGCAACAGCAACAGCAGCAGCAGCAGCAGCAGCAGCAGCAGCAACAGCAGCAGCAGCAACAACAGCAACAGCAGCAGCAGCAACAGCAGCAGCAACAACAACAGCAGCAGCAGCACCUGGUUCCUGUAUCACUAGGAAAUUUAAUACAAGGAAGCCACUUGUCCCACACCACCACUUUGACUGUCAACACCAACCCCAACAUCAGCAUCAAGUCGGAGCCCGUUUCACCCAACCGGGAACGAAACACUGCCACCCCACUCAGCACCUUCCCCCACCAGCCCCGCCACGAGCCCACCGGCCGCUCGCCUGUCGACAGCCUCAGCAGCAACACCAGCUCCUACGAGGGCAGUGAGCGAGAUGAUCCCACUCGCACCGACUUCAGCUCCUCCCUGGGGCUGCUGCGCCCUGGCGGUGAGGCCGAGGGGGAGAGUCCUUCAGUGAAACGCAUGCGGUUGGAUACCUGGGUCACAUAACGGGUCCCCGUCAUCCCCAGGAGCGCCGCUGGCUCGCAGCGGGGAGGGCAGGGGGGGAAAGGGGAGGAUUCUGGGGACAAAAACGGGUUUUAGGGGUUGGGGUGGGGAGAUAAUCAUAAACUGCCUGAGAAAUAGCUUUAGGAUUUUGUAGGCAUUCAUUCUAGCACAAUGGGCGACGCACGCAGUUCGUACAGCUGGGAGCUGUGAGUUCCAGGUUGGGUGGCAAGGAAAUCAAAGGGAGAGGGAUUGGAGCUGGGGGCUGUGGGGCUGCGCUGGUGCAGCGAUGCGGGCGCUGAGCAUCCCUGAGGGCUGCCCCACAGCCUGGGCAGGAGGGGAUGGUUCAGUCCCAUGGGACAAGGCUGUGUGCUGCAGCAUUGCUUGGAGGUGUAGGGGGAACACGAGACAGGUUUAAGGCUUGAUCUUUGCUGUUUGGGUGAGAGGUGGUUGUGGACAUCAUCAUCUUUCCCUGCAGAGAAGGGGGCACCGCUGCUUCUGGCCACAAUCAUCCAAACCCUUCAGCCACCUCUGCUGAGGUCCCACUGAGCCCCGCAGGGUGCUUGGCUGAGGCAGGGCUGGUUUGGGAGUAACAGUCGUUUUACCAAAAAAAAAAAUGCUGCAAGUGUGUCUAAAAUGCAUUCCCUGUUCUGUAUGGGUCGAAGCUUUAAGUUAGAAGCUAGGAGUAAAUCGUUGCUAUUUAACGAUUGCCACUGAAAUAACGUCCUUAGGGAUUUUGCCUGAAGGCCUCUGGAGGAGUGAACUGAGCUGCGCAGGAUCUCUGCAGCAGCCUCAGCCACCUGGUUCAGUGGAAGGAAAAAGGGCACGAGGGAAGCAGGGGAAGUUCUGGAGCUGCUUUGUGGUGCCAUCUCUGCCCCUGUCCCUGCUCAGGACUGUGAGGACGGUCCUCUGGCCGCACAGUUCCUCUCCACUGAAGCUUGUGGUUGCAGAAUGACACAGAACCUGCCCCAGCACCUAACCUCAUCCUGCACAGGGAGUUCCCCAGGGGAUGAGGGCUGUGCGUCUGCCUCCUCCCAGAGAUCCCAGCAGAGUUAGGUUCCAGCCCAACCUGUUGCACUGGGGCGGAUUGUGAUGAAAAUGAAUGUGGGCAACUUAAGGCGAGCAGUCAGAGGAAGGCCUCCGAAAAUUCAGAUGGGAGUGAACGGUGAUGGCUGUGGAGAGGCAGCACGGAGCCAAUGCAGCCCCACAAUCCCUGCACGGAGCUGAAAGAGGUGUGCUGGCAGCGACCUCCUGCUGAAACCCUUUGAAAAGUCCCGUUUGCCACCACUUCCCCAAAGGCUGAUCUGGUUCCGAAUGCAAAAUGUUUUGGUGUUCCAUUCCUAUUGCGGCACACCGGGGAGGGCGGGGGAGGGGGGGGGGGAGGGACGGGACACCCACGUGGGCAGAUUCUGUGCCCCCCAAUCCUUCUCCCUCCUCCUCAAACCCUGCACGGUGUGCGCCGGGCUUCUUGUCCACACCGAGGUGACGUGGAUCUGUCCCCACGUCCCAGCUCCAUCCCUCUGUCCCAGCUCUGUCCCCGCGUCCAUCCAGGAAGCAGCCACACCGCCAGCACCCUGCGUGCAUCGGACCCACACGGCAGCUCUUUGCACGGCCUCGCUUUGGAAAUUAGGUGGGAUUGACGACGUCUCGUCGCUCUCAUUUUCUUUUCUUUUUCCUGACCGUCCUGCAAGAAAAAAUAACGCCGCAACCAAACGUAUUUCCGGCCCCGCAAAGGAGCGGGAAGGCAGCAGCGCGGCGCUUGGAGGGCGACGGAACAUUUCUGCUCAUUGACUUCACGCCCUGACUUCACAUCUCAGAGAGCCAGAAAAAAAAAAAAAGGAAAAAAAAAAAUACAAAAAAAACCAACCCAAACAAACCCAACAGACCGUAAAGCAUCACUGCUUUCAGCCACGUGGAGUUGGGCUGCUUGGUGUGUGCCAAGACGUGCCAAACCGGAGCAGCGCAGCGCCACGACGCCACAGCUCAGCACUGACGCCUUGGCUCGGCGCAUUGGGAUUUCUCUCCCAUCCCAUCAUGAGCUCGGGGUCGUCAUCAUUACUUCCCCAUAAGAGUCCAGGAAACUCCUCCUAAUUUUCAAAAGACAACGAGAAACGACAAUCUUAAGAAACCAACACCCUCCUUUGUGCUUCUAUGAAUCUGUUCGGAUCUUUGCGGUUUUUAUUUCUCGUGCUCAUCUGUACUGUUGACAGUUACAAAUUGUGUAUAAUUUUUUUUUUUUUAAAUUUGGAUUUUUUUUUUUUUGACGUUGUAUAGGGUUUAGUUUGAAUAUAUA
Lagopus leucura (white-tailed ptarmigan) is the source of this 4135-nucleotide messenger RNA. RefSeq names its product myocyte enhancer factor 2D (gene MEF2D). The record is from RefSeq and is a predicted model, not a curated record. NCBI's taxonomy places the organism in Eukaryota, Metazoa, Chordata, Aves, Galliformes, Phasianidae. Gene Ontology annotation, biological process: positive regulation of transcription by RNA polymerase II; cell differentiation. The transcript is spliced from 11 exons. Bases 274 to 1848 code for a protein of 524 amino acids. Gene Ontology annotation, molecular function: protein dimerization activity; histone deacetylase binding; RNA polymerase II cis-regulatory region sequence-specific DNA binding.